AUGAUAUUCCUGGCAUUUCCAUUGGAUCAACAUGUUGAAGCAAUUCCUUCUGGAUACUAUGAUAAAUUAAUUGAGAUAGAUGAACCAUUAAAAACAGUCGAUGUAGAAGAAACAAAAGAACCAGGAGAAUCACUUUUAGAAAAAGGAAAACAUUUAAGAGAUGAUAUUCUUGGAAUGUUUAAAAAGGGUCAUAGUGAUUACCCAGUUUCUGAACCAUUUACAGGCAAAUUAGAAGAAACUAAACCUUCAUCUGAAUUAUCUGGUGUACCAUUAGAGCAACAUGUUGAAGUAAUUCCUACUGGCUACUAUGAUAAAUUAAAUGAGAAAGAUAGACCAUUAAAAACAGUGGAUGUAGAAGAAAAAAGAGAACCAGGGGAAUCACUUUUAGAUAAAGGAAAACAUUUGAAAGACGAAAUUUUCGAAGUAUUUAAAAAAGACUACAGUGAUUAUCCAGUCUCAGAAGCUUAUCUUGGUGAAAUUGAUAACAUUAAUAAACAAUCUGAUCUUGAUCAACAACCGAUAGGCUCACAAGUUUCUAAAUAUCAUGUUGGAUAUUAUGGUACAGUAGAAAAACCAAAAGAAGAAACAAAAAUAAUUCAAAAGGAGCCAAGUGAUUCUGGGGACAAAAAAGGAAGAUUUGCCAAGAUUACUAGUAUUUUCAGAGAAAAAUCAAUUGAUUAUCCAGUAGAUUCAGAACCAUAUAGUGGUAAAAUAGAAGAAACUAAGCCUUCUUCUGAAUUAACUGGAGUUUCACUACAACAACAUGUUGAAGCAAUUCCUUCUGAAUACUAUGAUAAAUUAAUUGAGAAAGAUGAACCAGUAAAAACAGUUGAAGUAGAAGAAAUCAAAGAACCACAAGAAUCACUUUUAGAAAAAGGAAAACAUUUAAGAGAUGAUAUUCUUGGCAUGUUUAAAAAGGGUCAUAGUGAUUACCCAGUUUCUGAACCAUUUACAGGCAAAUUAGAAGAAACUAAACCUUCAUCUGAAUUAUCAGGAGUUCCAUUGGAUCAACAUGUUGAAGCAAUUCCUUCUGGAUACUAUGAUAAAUUAAUUGAGAAAGAUGAACCAUUAAAAACAGUCGAUGUAGAAGAAACAAAAGAACCAGGAGAAUCAUUUUUAGAAAAAGGAAAACAUUUGAAAGACGAAAUUCUCGGAGUAUUUAAAAAAGAUUACAGUGAUUAUCCAUUUUCAGAGCCUUACCUUGGAGAAAUUGAUAACAUUAAUAAACAAUCUGAUCUUGAUCAACAACCGAUAGAUUCUCAAGUCUCAAAAUAUCAUGUUGGAUAUUAUGGAACAAUAGAAAAACCAAAAGAAGAAACAAAAGUAAUUCAAAAGGAACCAAGUGAUUCUGGUGACAAAAAAGGAAGAUUUGCCAAGAUUACUAGUAUUUUCAGUGGAAAAACAGUUGAUUAUCCAGUAGAUUUAAAACCAUUUAAAGGUAAAUUAGAAAAAACUAAGCCUUCAUCUGAAUUAUCAGGUGUGCCAUUAGAGCAACAUGUUGAAGCAAUUCCUACAGGAUACUAUGAAAAAUUAGUUGAAAAAGAUGAACCAUUAAAAAAAGUUGAUGUAAAAGAAAUUAAAGAAUCAGGAGAAUCAUUUUUAGAAAAAGGAAAACAUCUUAAAGAUGAUAUUCUUGGAAUGUUUAAAAAGGGUCAUGGUGAUUACCCAGUCUCUGAACCAUAUAUUGGUAAAUUAGAAGAAACUAAACCUUCAUCUGAAUUAUCAGGAGUUCCAUUGGAUCAACAUGUUGAAGCAAUUCCUUCUGGUUACUAUGAUAAAUUAAUUGAGAAAGAUGAACCAUUAAAAACAGUUGAAGUAGAAGAAAAAAGAGAACCAGGAGAAUCACUUUUAGAAAAAGGAAAACAUUUAAAAGACGAAAUUCUUGGAAUGUUUAAAAAAGAUUAUGGAGAUUACCCAGUUUCUGAACCAUAUAUUGGUAAACUAGAAGAAACGAAACCUUCAUCUGAAUUAACUGGAUUUCCACUACAACAACAUGUUGAAGGAAUUCCUACAGGAUACUAUGAUAAGUUAAUUGAAAAAGACGAAACAUUAGAAACAGUUAAAGAAGAAGAAAUUAAAGAACCAGGAGAAUCAAUUUUAGAAAGAGGAAAGCAUCUAAAAGAUGAUAUUCUUGGAAUGUUUAAAAAGGGUCAUGGUGAUUACCCAGUCUCUGAACAAUUUACUGGCAAAUUAGAAGAAACUAAACCUUCAUCUGAAUUAUCUGGUGUACCAUUAGAGCAACAUGUUGAAGUAAUUCCUACUGGCUACUAUGAUAAAUUAAAUGAGAAAGAUAGACCAUUAAAAACAGUGGAUGUAGAAGAAAAAAGAGAACCAGGGGAAUCACUUUUAGAUAAAGGAAAACAUUUGAAAGACGAAAUUUUCGAAGUAUUUAAAAAAGACUACAGUGAUUAUCCAGUCUCAGAAGCUUAUCUUGGUGAAAUUGAUAACAUUAAUAAACAAUCUGAUCUUGAUCAACAACCGAUAGGCUCACAAGUUUCUAAAUAUCAUGUUGGAUAUUAUGGUACAGUAGAAAAAUCAAAAGAAGAAACAAAAAUAAUUCAAAAGGAGCCAAGUGAUUCUGGGGACAAAAAAGGAAGAUUUGCCAAGAUUACUAGUAUUUUCAGAGAAAAAUCAAUUGAUUAUCCAGUAGAUUCAGAACCAUAUAGUGGUAAAUUAGAAGAAACUAAACCAUCAUCUGAAUUAUCAGAUGUACCAUUAGUGCAAUAUGUUGAAGCAAUUCCUACAGGAUACUAUGAAAAAUUAGUUGAAAAAGAUGAACCAUUAAAAACAGUUGAUGUAAAAGAAAUUAAAGAACCAGGAGAAUCACUUUUAGAAAAAGGAAAACAUCUUAAAGAUGAUAUUCUUGGAAUGUUUAAAAAGGGUCAUGGUGAUUACCCAGUCUCUGAACCAUAUAUUGGUAAAUUAGAAGAAACUAAACCUUCAUCUGAAUUAUCAGGAGUUCCAUUGGAUCAACAUGUUGAAGCAAUUCCUUCUGGAUACUAUGAUAAAUUAAUUGAGAAAGAUGAACCAUUAAAAACAGUUGAAGUAGAAGAAAAAAGAGAACCAGGUGAAUCACUUUUAGAUAAAGGAAAACAUUUGAAAGACGAAAUUCUCGGAGUAUUUAAAAAGGAUUACAGUGAUUAUCCGGUUUCAGAGCCUUACCUUGGAGAAUUUGAUAACAUUAAUAAACAAUCUGAUCUAGAUGAGCAACCGAUAGAUUCACAAGUCUCAAAAUAUCAUGUUGGAUAUUAUGAAACAACAGAAAAACCAAAAGAAGAAACAAAAGUAAUUCAAAAAGAACCAAGUGAUUCUGGGGACAAAAAAGGAAGAUUUGCCAAGAUUACUAGUAUUUUCAGUGGAAAAUCAGUUGAUUAUCCAGUAGAUUCAGAACCAUAUAGUGGUAAAUUAGAAAAAACUAAGCCUUCAUCUGAAUUAUCAGGUGUACCAUUAGACCAACAUGUUGAAGCAAUUCCUACAGGACACUAUGAAAAAUUAGUUGAAAAAGAUGAACCAUUAAAAACAGUUAAAGUAGAAGAAAUUAAAGAACCAGGAGAAUCAUUUUUAGAAAAAGGAAAACAUUUGAAAGACGAAAUUCUCGGAAUGUUUAAAAAGGGUCAUAGUGAUUACCCAGUCUCUGAACCAUACAUUGGUAAAUUAGAAGAAACUAAACCUUCAUCUGAAUUAUCAGGAGUUCCUUUGGAUCAACAUGUUGAAGCAAUUCCUUCUGGAUACUAUGAUAAAUUAAUUGAAAAAGAUAUACCAUUGAAAACAGUUGAUGUAAAAGAAAUUAAAGAACCAAGUGAAUCACUUUUAGAAAAAGGAAAACAUUUGAAAGAUGAAAUUCUUGGAGUAUUUAAAAAAGACUACAUUGAUUAUCCAGUUUCAGAGCCUUAUCUUGGUGAAAUUGAUAAUAUUAAUAAACAAUCUGAUCUUGAACUAAACCCAAUAGAUUCACAAGUUUCUAAAUAUCAUGUUGGAUAUUAUGGGACGUUAGAAAAACCAAAAGAAGACACGAAAGUUAUUCAAAAGGAACCAAGUGAUUCUGGGGACAAAAAAGGAAGAUUUGCCAAGAUUACUAGCAUUUUUAGUGGAAAAUCAGUUGAUUAUCCAGUAGAUUUAGAACCAUAUAAAGGUAAAUUAGAAGAAGCAAAACCUUUGUCUGAAUUAACGAGAGUUCCACUACAACAACAUGUUGAAAAAAUUCCUACAGGAUACUAUGAAAAACUAGUAAUGGAAGAAAAAGUUGACGGCUUACCAAAGAGUGAUGAUAAAGAAAUAACAAAAGAACCAGGAGAAACGCUUUUGGAAAAAGGAAAGCAUCUUAAAGAUGAUAUUCUUGGAAUGUUUAAAAAGGGUCAUGGUGAUUACCCAGUUUCUGAACCAUAUAAAGGUAAAUUAGAAGAAACCAAACCUUCAUCUGAAUUAACUGGAGUUCCUCUACAACAACAUGUUGAAGUAAUUCCUACUGGCUACUAUGAUAAAUUAAUUGAGAAAGAUGAACCAUUAAAAACAGUCGUUGUAGAAGAAUUUAAAGAACCAGUAGAAUCGCUUUUAGAAAAAGGAAAACAUUUGAAAGACGAAAUUUUUGGUAUGUUUAAAAAGGGUCAUGGUGAUUACCCAGUCUCUGAACCAUACAUUGGUAAACUAGAAGAAACUAAACCUUCAUCUGAAUUAUCAGGUGUUCCAUUGGAUCAACAUGUUGAAACAAUUCCUACAGGAUACUAUGAUAAAUUAAUUAAAAAAGAUGAUAUAUUAAAAACAGUCGAUGUAGAGGAAAUUAAAGAACCAGGAGAAUCGCUUUUAGAAAAAGGAAAACAUUUGAAAGACGAAAUUCUUGGAGUAUUUAAAAAAGACUACAGUGAUUAUCCAGUUUCAGAACCAUAUCUUGGAACAAUUCAUAACAUUAAGAAACAAUCUGAUCUUGAUCAACAAGCGAUAGAUUCUCAAGUCUCAAAAUAUCAUGUUGGAUAUUAUGGAACGUUAGAAAAACCAAAAGAAGAAACAAAAGUAAUUCAAAAGGAACCAAGUGAUUCUGGUGACAAAAAAGGAAGAUUUGCCAAGAUUACUAGUAUUUUCAGUGGAAAAUCAAUAGAUUAUCCAGUAGAUUCGGAACCAUAUAGUGGUAAAUUAGAAGAAACUAAACCUUCAUCUGAAUUAUCAGGUGCACCAUUAGAGCAACAUGUUGAAGCAAUUCCUACAGGAUACUAUGAAAAAUUAGUUGAAAAAGAUGAACCAUUAAAAACAGUUGAUGUAAAAGAAAUUAAAGAACCAAGAGAAUCGCUUUUAGAAAAAGGAAAGCAUCUUAAAGAUGAUAUUCUUGGAAUGUUUAAAAAAGAUUAUGCAGAUUACCCAGUUUCUGAACCAUUUACGGGUAAAUUAGAAGAAACUAAACCUUCAUCUGAAUUAUCAGGUGUACCACUACAACAACAUGUUGAAGCAAUUCCUUCUGGAUACUAUGAUAAAUUAAUUGAGAAAGAUGAACCAUUAAAAACAGUUGAAAUAGAAGAAAAAAGAGAACCAGGUGAAUCACUUUUAGACAAAGGAAAACAUUUGAAAGACGAAAUUCUCGGAGUAUUUAAAAAAGACUACAGUGAUUAUCCAGUUUCAGAACCAUUUACUGGCAAAUUAGAAGAAACUAAACCUUCAUCUGAAUUAUCUGGUGUACCAUUAGAGCAACAUGUUGAAGCAAUUCCUACAGGAUACUAUGAAAAAUUAGUUAAAAAAGAUGAACCAUUAAGAACAGCUGAUGUAAAAGAAAUUAAAGAACCAGGAGAAUCAUUUUUAGAAAAAGGAAAACAUCUUAAAGAUGAUAUUCUUGGAAUGUUUAAAAAGGGUCAUGGUGAUUACCCAGUUUCUGAACCAUACAUUGGUAAAUUAGAAGAAACUAAACCUUCAUCUGAAUUAUCAGGAGUUCCAUUGGAUCAACAUGUUGAAGCAAUUCCUUCUGGAUACUAUGAUAAAUUAAUUGAGAAAGAUGUACCAUUAAAAACAGUUGAAGUAGAAGAAAAAAGAGAACCAAGUGAAUCACUUUUAGAAAAAGGAAAACAUUUGAAAGACGAAAUUCUCGGAGUAUUUAAAAAGGAUUACAGUGAUUAUCCAUUUUCAGAGCCUUACCUUGGAGAAAUUGAUAACAUUAAUGGUUCAGAAACUGGGUAA
Strongyloides ratti is the source of this 6156-nucleotide messenger RNA. RefSeq lists its product as hypothetical. The transcript has 3 exons. NCBI's taxonomy places the organism in Eukaryota, Metazoa, Nematoda, Chromadorea, Rhabditida, Strongyloididae. The record is from RefSeq and is a predicted model, not a curated record. The coding region runs from base 1 to 6156 and encodes 2051 amino acids.